CUAGGUUGUGUAGACAUAAAAAUCCAAAUUUUCGACUCAGAAAUGUUCAAUUGUAUUUGCUAACGAUAGAUGAUGUUUAAGCAUAGCUGUACUCACCUGACCACAUUGACCAAGCAACGUGUGCUCCAAUGGUUGGGCACCAUUGAGACGGUGCUAUUCGAUGCGGAUGGGGUACUCUGGGACAAUGACAAACCAAUUGCUAGCGCCGUGAAUGCCUUCAAUACGUUGCGUGCUGCUGGCAAGCGUAACUAUAUUGUGACUAACAAUACGACUGUUUCGUGCGAUGGUAUUCUGAAAAAGGCCAUCAGCCUUGGGCUGGAGACGGAUAAGGACCAUAUUAUAAGUGCAUCGCUGUCGGUGGCCGACUAUUUGGCAAACAAGAAGUUUCAGAAGAAGGUGUUCCUUGUGGGCGAGUCGGGCAUUAGUGAGGAACUAGCCAAUUUGGACAUUUGUUCAUUUACUGUUAAGCCGGAGCCAAUGAAUAAAUCGAUGAAAGAUUUCACUUUGGAAUUGAAGCUGGAUCCAGAUGUCGGGGCCAUUGUCGUUGGCAGGGAUGAUAACUUCAAUGUGCCCACACUUAUUCGAGCAAAUAGCUAUCUGCAAAAUCGCCGCAUUCUUUUUCUGGGCGCUGGCAUGGACAAGGGCUAUCCUAUCGGUGAAAAUAGAAGAAUGGUUGUUGGUGGAGGACCAAUUAUAGCCGCGAUUAAAACUGUCAGUGAGCGUAAGCCACUUAUUCUGGGCAAGCCCAAUCCAUGGAUGCUGAGGCGGCCAAUAAGCGCUGGUCUCAUUAAUCCGGAAACAACGCUCAUGAUUGGCGAUACCAUCCAAACUGAUAUAAUGUUUGCCUAUAACACUGGAUGUCAAUCGCUUCUGGUGGGCACGGGGGUCAGCAGCUUGAAAGAUGUGGCCAAGAUACGGAAUAGCGGUAACGACAAAAUGAUGGUGAUGGUACCGGAUUUCUAUUUGCCCAAUCUGGAGCCUAUUUCCGAGCACCUUUGUUAGUUCAAUUUUUGAAUAAACCGGAAAAGGGAUGACCUAAACAGUAGGAGUAUGCUGCCAAGCUAAUCUCGAUCCUUUUCAGUUUCCAUUUUACCUUGUUAACUAGCAUUUCCGCAUAUAAAAAUCAAUAUUUUGCCAAUAGCUGAA
Molecule: messenger RNA, 1146 nt
Organism: Drosophila grimshawi
Lineage: Eukaryota; Metazoa; Arthropoda; Insecta; Diptera; Drosophilidae
Product: glycerol-3-phosphate phosphatase
Exons: 2
Coding region: 70-1002 (310 amino acids)
Cellular component (GO): cytoplasm
Molecular function (GO): phosphatase activity
Source: RefSeq, a predicted model, not a curated record